AUGUGGGUCCACAUCUGCGUCCUAAACAUGUGCGCACAGAACACAAGGAAAGCAAAGACUCCUCAAGUCAUCCGCCCUGAACACAGCCCUGACACAUGUGCCUGCAUCACACCCAGCGCUGGAUGCGCAGUUGUCAUAGCAAUGAGUGCGUCUGGGCACUUUUCAGAGAGGCGCACUGACUCCGCGCCGAUGCGCACUGCACUUCUGCUCCACAGGAGCGCGGCUGAGGCUCGGCCCCAGACGCCCCAGACACACACCACUCACGUUUCCGCCCGGGACGGUCACGAUAAAAGCACCGCGGGAAACUCCACUAACAGUUCCCGCGCCCUGGUAUUAUGUAGGAUAUUCCACAACCAUCACCUCUAG
Knipowitschia caucasica is the source of this 366-nucleotide messenger RNA. The record is from the annotation of a GenBank genome assembly. NCBI's taxonomy places the organism in Eukaryota, Metazoa, Chordata, Actinopteri, Gobiiformes, Gobiidae.